Molecule: messenger RNA, 1281 nt
Organism: Lolium rigidum
Lineage: Eukaryota; Viridiplantae; Streptophyta; Magnoliopsida; Poales; Poaceae
Product: probable mediator of RNA polymerase II transcription subunit 26c
Exons: 9
Coding region: 1-1050 (349 amino acids)
Cellular component (GO): nucleus
Source: RefSeq, a predicted model, not a curated record
AUGGACGUUGACGGUCGCCUCCGGCGCGCGCUCGCCGCCUUCGGAGGCGGAGACGUGUGGGACCUCGUCGACGCCGCGCUCGCCGCGGCAGCGCCAGCCGAGCUCCGCGCGCGCCGCGACGGCAUCGUAGAGCGGCUCUACGCCGCGGGGCGCUGCCGCAACUGCGACGACCCUGAGCGUCCACUGCAGCAGCUGCCACCGCGUCAGCCGGCCGAGGCGGCGUCUCCGGCCUCGCAAGAGGCGGAGGAGGAGGAUGCAUACGUGGAUGGCCUCGGCGAGGACGAGGAGGCUGACGAGGGCGCUGGCUUGGAGAGCAAGAUCCUGGCGAUCAGGGACUUCCUGGAGGACCCCGACCAGUCGGAGGACGAGCUGGUCAGCCUGCUGCAGAACCUGGCAGACAUGGACAUCACCUACAAGGCUCUCCAGGAGACGGACAUUGGCCGGCAUGUGAAUGGCCUGCGCAAGAACCCUUCAGGCGAGGUCCGGCAGUUGGUGAAGCUACUCGUCAGGAAAUGGAAGGAGAUAGUGGACGGCUGGGUGCGGCUCCACAACUCCAGUGGCAGCUCGAUCCUAUCUGAUGGUGACUCGCCCGAGAAUACCCAAGCCCAAGGCAAAAGCUACCAAAAUGCUCAGGUUUCAGAUUUCAAAUAUUCGCCCAGCCCACCACCACAGAGGCAAAAUGGUUUGAGCUCAGAGCGAUCUAGGUCUAAAUCUAGCAAUAACAGUAACAAUGGAUUUGAGGCGACAAUGGAGAAGCGUAGAGCAAGCCCUGCUCCCACAUAUAAUAUGAAACCGAACAACAGCAGCAACUAUUCAACUACUUCGUCAUCUGCUCCAGCUAGGACAAUAAGGGAACCGAAGGAUAAUAAUUUGGAUCUUGAGAAGCUCGAUUCGGCCAGAAAGAGGCUUCAUGAAAAUUACCAGGAAAUACAAAAUGCAAAAAAGCAGAGGACGAUGCAGGUGUUGGAUAUCCACGAAUUACCAAAGCCAAAAAAUAAAAACACCUUCAUCCGCAAGGGCGGCGGAGGUGGCCUCCCAGGACGACGUUGACCUAUCUGACCUGACCAACAUGCAAAUUCGUAGCCAUGAAAAGGUCAAAAUGAAAAUUAAAUGAGAAUAUGGAAGGUUUAUGUUUAUUCUUUUGGUUUAGUAUCAGCACUGUUAAGUUGCCACCGGUCAUGUUCCACUAAAAUGUUGUUCAGAAUAUCACGCUAAGAUUGUGGUUCUUCUCUCAACAAGGGAAAAUAACAAAGGUUAUAUAUAUUACGCAUUUCUGUUGUA